Exaiptasia diaphana is the source of this 1809-nucleotide messenger RNA. RefSeq names its product thrombospondin type-1 domain-containing protein 7A. Gene Ontology annotation, molecular function: calcium ion binding. The coding region runs from base 1 to 1809 and encodes 602 amino acids. Gene Ontology annotation, biological process: homophilic cell-cell adhesion. The record is from RefSeq and is a predicted model, not a curated record. The transcript has 10 exons. NCBI's taxonomy places the organism in Eukaryota, Metazoa, Cnidaria, Anthozoa, Actiniaria, Aiptasiidae. Gene Ontology annotation, cellular component: membrane.
AUGCAUGUUAUAUAUAAAGUGAGUAGCUGGUCUAGUUUCUCUAAAUGUACWGCGAACAAUGGAAACUGCGGACCAGGAACACAAUACCGAACAAGAAAAAUAACGCGAAAUCCAUACUGCAGCAGUUCUUGUCCUUCACUGAAGGAUACACGGUCCUGUUCGGCAGGCUGCUGCCCUGUUAACUGUGCUGUGUCAAGCUGGACGAGCUGGAGUGCUUGCACUUCGACAUGUGGAACAGGUACCAAAACAAGGACACGAAGAAUAACGACAAAUCCGAGUUGUAACGGUCAAGCUUGCCCAGUACUUAAAUCAACCGUCUCCUGCUCUCAGUAUAAUAAUAAAGAUUGCGUCAUGUCUGCCUGGUCUUCCUGGUCCCAGUGCUCUAACGGUUGUGGGAACGGCUUAAUUACCAAGACCAGAAGGGUAACCAUUCAGCCUGUUUGUCAGGGGAAGAAGUGCGGACCUUCAUCGGCAAGCAAAGUGUGUACGAGUUACCGAGAUAACAGAGACUGUAAGGUUGGGUCUUGGACCUCAUGGGGUUCCUGUAGUACUAAAUGUGCCGUUGGUACGCGUCAAAGAACACGAUCUAUUACAAUCGCUAAAAGAUGUCGUGGUAAACCAUGUCCAACACUCAUGGAAACGUCUCAAUGUGGAACAGCCAAUGGGGGAUGUAAACACAUCUGUAGYAAUAACGUAUGUUCCUGUCGUCCUGGCUACAACCUUGGCUCUGAUAGGAAAACUUGCAUCGCUAAGAACUGUGGGGCUGYAAAACCGAGCUUUUGCGCGCAAGGAACGAAACUUGGUUCUACUUGUAAAUAUGCYGUAGUCACGUGUCCUGGUAAUAAAACGACCUACCCAGUCACGUGCAGYCUUGGAUGUCCCAAAUAUUACAGCCUUAAAGGUGUUAGUACUAUUACGUGCCAGACGAGUGGACGUUGGACUAGUUAUAGCUCCACUUACUGCCGAAGAAAUAAUGAUCCUCCGACUCAGAUUUUGCUUUCCGGGUCGAGCUCGGUUGCUGAGAAUCAGCCGCGAGGGACAAAAGUUGGAACGUUCAGUUCAAUUGACUCUGUUAAUAGUAAGGAUACCCAUACGUAUGCUAUUGUCAAAGGUGGAAAUGGCUUGUUUGAACUAAAGGGGGCAGACCUUCUCACUCUUAAAAUUUUCAACUAUGAGAGUUCUCCAAACAGUUUCGAUAUCACAAUUCGUAGCACAGACAACGGUGUGCCUGCCAUGCAUUUGGACAAGACUUUUACUAUCAAAGUCACUGAUGUAAACGAAUCUCCAACCGAUAUUCAACUUUCUAGUACAAGUGUUGAUGAAAACAGUGAUAUGGACACCACAGUKGGCAUGCUCAGUACCGCUGACCCUGACAAAUCACAAUCGUUUACUUACCUGCUGCUAGACAACGCGGGCGGCAGAUUUAAAGUCGUGAAGAAUUUGAUCAAGGUUGCGCAGUCCAACAGACUGUGCCUACAAUCUGGAGGCCCUAAAUGCACAUUAAACUACGAACAGCAAAACUCACACGACAUAAAAGUUCGCAGUACGGACAGCGGUACACCAUCCAAAUCUAUCCAAAGAAACUUCUCUAUUACUAUCAAUGACGUCAACGAUCGACCACGUGACUUGAAAUUAUCCAAUAAAACUAUCAAAGAGAAUGCCCCAAUCAACACAGUGAUUGGUCAAUUUACGGCACGUGAUGAAGAUAUUAACCAGCGAUUGGUNUUGUCUCGUGUCUCACUCACCCACACACCCCCUAUCACAUUACACGGUGUACACACUUCCGCUCACAAUUCACUUCCGCUCUAA